AAAAAAAAAAAUUUAAUAGUAACUAUCGCGUCAAACCAAUCUCCUCCCUACGAAACCAAUCUCCUUCAAAGGUAUGGUAAUAUGAAUCAAGCUGUAGUUUCUACCGGUGCUCUUCCACCUUCAACAACAACUCAAAUAACAACUCUAACAACUAAUGAUUCAAAAUUUGAAUGUAAUAUAUGCGGGAAACUGUUUAAAAAAGGGGGGAUUGACUAGACAUUUAAAUACUAUUAUAAAAUACAACUCUUUACUUCCAGAUAUUGAUGCUUUACCUGAUAAUACCGUACACCAAUUUAAAGCCAUCUUAGUUCACUAUAUUCGCAAAAGAUUACCAAAAGGAUAUAGGCAAUUAGGAAAACAAACAGUUUCUAUUCCCGCUACUGAAAGUCAGUUUUAUGCAGUAUUUAAAAACUAUAUACAUUACUACUCUGCUACAAAGGGUAUUUACAAGUGUAUAUUUCGUAAAGGUUCAUCAAAUCAAAUAUUAGCAAAUAUUCUAGAGAUGAAAGGUUGGGAGACUAAAUUUUACGAUCAACGGCAAUGUACUUAUGUUGUACUUUGUGAUGAUGACAAUAAUAUUGAAGAUGGUGACGAAAAUCCUAUUACAGCUGCAUUAACUUAUGAAACAAUUAAAAAAUUACGCAAACCAAAAUGCAUACGUGGUCAAUUAGUAGUAGAAUGGAAAAAACAAAAAAAUACUGAUUUUAAUGGUAAUUUCACUCACGCAGGUCACAUUUAUUUUCAUUUUUACAAUAGCCAGGCUAUGAUUGAAUAAAAUAGAUUAUUUGAUCACGAAAAAAACAGUAUCAAAGUAUAUUAAGCAUUUUCAUUCUAAUUAUUUUCAGCUUUAAUAUGA
Messenger RNA from Rhizophagus irregularis DAOM 181602=DAOM 197198, 856 nucleotides. Lineage: Eukaryota; Fungi; Glomeromycota; Glomeromycetes; Glomerales; Glomeraceae. The record is from RefSeq and is a predicted model, not a curated record.